GUUCUCGUCAAACUAACUAACUUAUUACUUGCCUGGUGAGCGCGGACAUUCUGAGAAAAGAGACGAGUGGAAUCAAGAAUGUAGAAGCAUAGACCACUGGUGCGAGUACUAAAUCGCCACGAUGUCGGGCGAUAGCAGGAAAGACCUACUCCUGAAAACGGCCGCCGACUAUUUCGGUGUGGAGCCCAAUGACCCGAACAUGCUGAUGCUGCUGACGACCGAGGAGCUGAACAAUUUCUUGGAUGACGGCAACUGUACGGUGCUGGUUUUGAGCUACUUUGCGCAGCACGUUCCUAGCGGUGUGGCGAAGGACGAUGUUCAGAGCACGUGGAGUGUCAAGCUGAGCAACAGGUCGAAAUACGACGACUCCUCCGCCGAUAAGCUGCUGGUGUUCUUCAAGGUCAUGCCGGUCGUCAUCACUCCGGACAACCUGCAUAGCAACAUAUUCAUCUCAUCCAUACUGGAAUCGCCACUGCACGCUCUCUAUCAUUGUAUUGACAAGGUAUGGGCACCAGUGUUGUUGGAAAGUGGUAAGUGGAGUCAACAGGUGGAUGGAAAACUGCAGCAACUACUGACAGAACUCUCAACGGGCCUAGCAGCGGUGGUGAGACGAGAUGACGGAGGCGGCAUAGGAGAAGACAGAAGAACGGACUCGGAAACAACCAGUCUGACACGCAUUCUGACUCCCAACGAUGAGUUCCAGUUCUGGGCGGAUGUUUCGAUGUCGGCCUCAAAGCUAGCGGUGCGCGAGCGUGCUCAAGCAUUCCAUGGUGUUUUCCAGUCAGUGGUACAUGACUUUGCCAAUCUCGACUCUCUCUCCUUUGACGGGGCACUGGAAUUGAUAGAGGCCACGCAAGACACUCUGGACGACCUAUGGAAGCAGACGGAGCACGAUCCACCGUACCCGCUAGAGCGCAUGCAGCACCUGCUCAGCGUGGCCGGUAGUGCUUUCGCACGCUAUGUACAGCGUCGUCUAGGUGACACGGACAUCUGGAACGGGCCAUUCUCUGAAGUGAACGCCACCCUGCAGAAGGGUCUGGCCAUUCUGGACAAGUGGACCAGCGUGGGUGAGAGUCUGACAACGCAGUACUGGAAACGCUACAUGUCGCACCCCUGGAAGUCGGACAAGUACGUUGACAUACACACCACACAGCUCUCCGCCAGGGUCGAAGAGAUUGUUUCAAUCAGGACAGCGCAUGAACAGAUCCGUCAGCUAUUGAAGCCGGAAGAACGAGACGAGCUGCGCAUAAAGAAGAGUUUCAGCCCGUUCCAGAAGAUGAACGCUCUACAGUACAACCCGUACACGAAGCCAAAGUGGGAGGCCGCUGUGGCGCAGUACCAUCGUAACAUGGUUCCCGCUGAGAAGCGUAUCGCUGCUACUCUGCGCACCGUGGCACUACAGGGUCUGCAUAAGCAGGCUCACCGGCUGUUACGAGAGUUCAAGCGCUACAAGGAACUGCUGAAACGACCCGUAAUCCACACUGAGCUGGUUCAAGAAAGGACAACAUUGUUGGGGCAGCUGUCGGUGUACAUGCGUACACUGCAUGAUGACUUUGUACAACGAAGUAGUGGACACCAGUCAUCAGCUGGUGGCGACCAGGCUGCGCCGCCCAAGGGAAAGAACCUGCCCGAAGUGGUCAACAACAUUGUCUGGGCAAGAGGUCUGGAGUCGAAUGUGGUAGACGCUGAAUCAACUGCAGAAGCUCUGCUCAGCGACUUGCCGGCGUUCCAGACAUUCAGUACCAGCACCCAUGAGCUGAUUGAGGAAUUGAGGUCGUACCAGAGAGAACUAUUCAGCAAUUGGUCCAGUGAUAUGCUGGCUGCUAUUGAUAGUCCUACAGAACCGUUGGGACUGGAGACUAGUGGUCGGCUAAUGGAGCUGGACAUCACCGAUGGACAUCUGAAAGUGCACUACAGCGAGCGUCUCGUGCAGCUGCUGCGCGAGGCACGACAGCUGACAUGCUUUGGCUACGCUGUGCCAGCUCGAAUCCAGCACACUGCAAACACUGCCGGCAAGUUCUACCGCCAUGCAGUCAUUCUGAAGCAGGUUGCCAACUUUUACAACACCAUCGACCAGCAAAUGUUGAAGUGCCAGCAUUCCAUCCUGCUCCAAGCAGCAUUGGCCUUUGAAGAGCUGAUCAAGCAUCCGUCCAAGGUGGCUGGCAUGGCGGUCAAGACGCAGAAGAAAGGCAAAGACGAGAAAAAGGUUCAGGUGACGUGGGAUAAUCCAUCGGUUCUGGAGGUCUACAUCUCGCGCAUACAGCAAGCUGCUGAGCGCAUCACCACGGACAAUAGGAAACUACGCAUCAAGCACACCAGCCUGUGUGAGAAAAUUGCCAGUUUGAUGAAUGUGGACUUAUUGCGACAGCAGAGCACGUGGAAGGAGACCAUCCGUAGUAUGCGUGAAGAAGUGUCAGCCUUGGCCAAGCAGGGUUUCAAGGAGGAUGACAUGCGACCGUGGAAGACACAUCUCGACUACCAGCUCUACAAGGCUCUGGAACACCAAUACCGCACAGGGCUGGAGGUCAUGAACGAACACUUGCCAGAGCUCAAAGUGGAGCUAACCUACAGGCAUCAAAAGGUUCAGUUUCGGCCGCCGAUUGAGGAGAUACGCGGACGCUACUAUCGCGAAAUGCGCAAGUUCAUGUUCUUGCCACAUCUCUUCCGAGGAUUUCUUGACAAGGGCUCUCCUGGGAACGUGAACUUUGGCACAAUGGUGGACAAGAACUCUCAGUCAUUCAAGUCAGUCUACACCAAGGCGGAAAGUCUGUUUGAGCGCCUGGAAGAGAUCCGUACCAAGUUUGAACCUAUGAUGGUCCUGGGCCUGGUCGGUAGUGGACUGGAGAUGGAGAACUUGAUUGAGCAAUACCUGACAGAAGUCAAGGAUUGGGAGAUGAACUUCAAAGUAUUGAAAGUCAAAGGACGCGAGGCAGAGACUCUGCCAAACUCAAUCAAGGUGGACUGUGUGGUCGUGUCUACCUCACCCAUCAAGGCUACCAUUGAUGACCAGAUUCAAAAGCUGCUGGACGCAUUGUUGCUGACGCUGAGACGCUCUGCACUCAGAGACACGGGCAAGAUCGACGAGUUCCUGGGACAGGCACUUGAGUCGCUAUCAACGCGGCCACAGACAACGGAUGAAAUUGCUGAGGCCAAGAAGAUGCACAUUAGACUGACGGAAGAGAGUCCUGAUAUUCAGCCAUUGUUUGCACUGGCUGAGGAAAAGAACCAACUUCUCAGGUCAGUGGCAGGUGGUGGUGUGGAGGCCAUAGCUCAGCUGCGUACCAAGUGGGACAGGUUUGGAUUGAUGCUGGAGAGUCAUGAGCUCAUGGUCAAGGAUCAGGUGGAAGUCAUGAGGUCCAACAUGCAGUCCACCAUCAACGCAUUCAACAACGAGAUAGAGAAGUUUGCACACCGCUGGGAGCAGCUGAAACCCGGCCAUGUUGACAUCGACUCUGGCCAAGAAGCCUGCCAGGAUGCACUUAGCGGGCUGAAGGACAGGAGAACGGAAUGGGAUGAACUGCUCAAACAGGCCGAGAAACUGAGGGAAGAAUGCGAGAACUUUUCACUUCCACCACCAGAUUUCCACCUGGCUGAGCAGGUCACACAGGACAUGGAGUCUUGCGAGCAGAUGUGGAAGCUCUACGAGGAGUUCAGUGCAGGUCUGCAGGACCUGUCCAGUCAAGACUGGAUCUCAUUCCGGAGCAAGACGUAUCAGUUUGAUGACUUUCUGACGACUUGGUACAAUCGCCUUGGUGUGGGCCAGGCUGGUGCUGAGCAUACGGACAUGUCUGUGAGACUCACCCGUGAUGUUGAGAAGUAUCAGGUAUUGGCUCCAUUGCUGAAGUAUGUACGUGGCGAAGUCUUGUCCACUGACCAUUGGGUUGAGCUGUACGGAAUGCUGGGCAUGCCAAAGACUAUGACCAUUGACAAACUGACGUUUGGCCAUUACCUUUCAGUCAGUAAUGCUAUCGUGGACAAUGCAGACAAGUUGAAGGAGCUGUACAGUCGAGCCCAGGGCGAGGUGUCCAUACGAGAAGCACUGCGGGAACUGGAGAUGUGGGGAGCAGCCACAACAUUCACUCUCACAUCCUACAUGGAUACGGACGAUAAAGAACUGUUCAUUGUCAAGGACUGGAAAGAGCUGGUCAAUCAGGUUGGAGACAACCAGUGUCUGCUACAGUCAUUGAAAGACUCACCCUACUUCACUAGCUUUGCUGACAAGGCACAGCUGUGGGAGGGCCGUCUGGCUGAGCUGGACGAGUGUUUGCGCCAUCUCAACGCUGCGCAGCGCAAGUGGGUCUACUUGGAACCGAUCUUUGGACGCGGUGCGCUACCGCACGAGCAGGGUCGAUUCAGACGGGUCAACGACGACUUCCGGUCUGUUAUGCAGAACAUUCGCAAUGACAGCCGUGUGGUGUCCUUUGUGGGCCGUACCGGUAUCAAGAGUCUGCUGCUCACGGUUCUUGAGCAGCUGCAGCGCUGCCAGAAAGCACUCAACGAGUUCUUAGAGGAAAAGCGAGCACUGUUCCCUCGCUUCUACUUCAUCGGUGAUGACGACCUGCUGGAGAUCCUGGGUCAGAGCACAAAUCCCACUGUUAUCCAAACUCACCUGAAGAAGCUGUUUGCCGGAAUACACAGCGUGAAAUUCGAUGACGACGCGACCAGAAUACUUGCCAUGUGCUCCCUGGAGGGCGAAGUUGUGCCUCUCAUCAAACCAGUGACCAUCUCCAAAGAUGUUGAGGUGUGGCUACUGCACCUAGCCGAGGAAAUGCAGAUCACACUGAAAGGAUUACUGGCUAAAAGCUUGAUGACUAGUCAGUCAUCUGGUCAGGCAGUUAACCCCAAUGACUUCCCAUCUCAAAUCCUGUGCCUAACGGAAUAUAUCGAGUUCACCGACCAUUGUGAGGCGGCCAUUGCAGAUGGCAGUCUAAAUGAAUUGCUCAUUGAACUGGAGACGCAGCUGGAAGGAUACACCAGUGUGGAUCUAUCUGCCGGUCCAUCGGAGGACGGUGAUGCGUCCAAGGUCCUGGACCUGAAGUUGAAGGCACUCAUUCUGGACACCAUCCAUAACAUUGAGGUUGUCAGGUUGCUGAUCCAGGAAGGUGUGAAGAAUGCGGAUAACUGGCUCUGGCAGAAGCAGCUACGCUUCUAUGCUACUGACACACAAGGUGCCUGUGUUAUGAGAAUGGUGGAUGCAGAGUUUGCAUACAGCUUUGAAUACCAGGGUAAUGCGCCGAAGCUGGUGCACACACCACUGACUGACAAGUGUUACCUGACAAUGACCCAGGGAAUGAGAAUGGGUCUGGGUGGUAACCCAUACGGACCGGCUGGUACUGGAAAAACCGAAUCAGUGAAAGCGCUGGGUGGCUUGUUUGGCCGACAAGUGCUCGUAUUCAACUGCGAUGAGGGUAUUGACGUACAGUCAAUGGGCCGUAUCUUUAUCGGACUGGUGAAAUGUGGUGCAUGGGGAUGCUUUGAUGAGUUCAAUCGCUUGGAAGAGGCCGUACUCUCAGCGGUGUCUAUGCAAAUCCAGACCAUCCAGGCAGCCAUCAAAACCAAACAGGAAUCAUGUCAGCUGCUUGGGAGGGAGAUUGAGCUGAACGUGAACUCCGGCAUCUUCAUCACACUGAAUCCGGCCGGGAAAGGUUACGGAGGCCGACAAAAGCUUCCUGACAACCUGAAACAACUCUUCCGGCCGGUGGCCAUGUCAAAACCGGACAAUGACCUCAUCGCCGAGGUCAUCCUCUUCUCCGAGGGCUUCAAGCAAGCUAAACAGCUUGGCAAGAAGCUGGUGGAAGUCUUCAGUCUAUCAAAGGAAUUGCUGAGCAAACAGCAACACUACGACUGGGGACUGAGAGCUUUGAAAACUGUGCUCAGGGGUUCCGGUGCUCGGCUGCAGGAGGAGAAGAAAGUCAACAAGUCGGUCGACCCUGCCACCGAAGUCCGUCUCAUUGUCCAAGCUUUGCGCAUCAACACGCUUUCAAAGCUUGCUUUCAACGACAGCAAGCUGUUCGAUGGUCUAGUUCUGGAUGUGUUUCCCGGUGUCAAGUUCGAAGACAUAGCCUAUGCCGAGUUGAGAGAGGCGCUGGUGAAGGCGUGUGAGACCAUGAAUUUGGAGGUCAUUGAUUCUCAGAUCCGCAAAGCUCUGGAGUUGUAUGAACAGCUACGUCAGAGAAUGGGUGUAGUUCUGGUCGGACCGUCUGGCUCUGGCAAGAGCAUCGUGUGGCGUAUCCUCCGAGCAGCACUGGCCAACUGCAACCAAGUAGUCAAACAGUACACAAUGAAUCCCAAAGCUAUGCCUCGCACACAGCUCCUUGGGCAUAUUGACAUGGACACACGUGAAUGGUCGGAUGGCGUGCUCACCAACAGUGCACGGCAGGUGGUCCGCGAGUCAAUUGACGUGCACUCCUGGAUCAUAUGCGACGGCGACAUAGACCCGGAGUGGAUUGAGUCUCUCAACUCCGUACUGGAUGAUAACCGUCUAUUAACCAUGCCCAGUGGAGAACGCAUCCAAUUUGGCCCGAAUAUCAACUUCAUCUUUGAGUCUCACGAUCUCAGCUGUGCCAGUCCGGCCACCAUAUCACGCAUGGGUAUGAUAUUUCUAAGCAAUGAAGACACGGAUGUCAAAGCUCUGGUGUCGUCUUGGCUAAAGAGCCAGCCAACUGAUGAGCGCUCCAGACUUGAAGGCUGGCUUGAGGACUAUUUCCAUCGUGCACUGAAGUACGUCCUGGAGAAGGAAAACUUAGUGGUACAGACCAGCUUGGUGGGUCUGGUUCUCAACGGACUGUCACAACUGAAGGGCGUCACGACCAAAGAAGGUUUUGCCUGCGCCCUGUUCCGCGGUCUUGGUGCCAAUUUACCAGACUCCAUACGCGCUGAAUUAGCAAAGGAGGUGUUUCAAAUGAUGCAUGUACACGCACCGGAUUCCAAGCGGCUACUGGAUACCUACUGGGACAAGAAUGGCAAUCAGCUGAAGCAGUAUGAACUGGAUGUGCCCGAUGCCAUCUCAAUCAACGACCUGGCUCCGCAGAACGCUCCCACGCCGCUCAUCCGUACACCGGCCGUGCAGAGAGCGCUGGGAUUAUUCAUGCCAUGGUUGGAGGCUGACAACAGGCAGCCAUUCAUACUGGUGGGUCCAGAAGGCUGUGGAAAGAGUUUGUUACUGCAGCAUUGCUUCAGAGAGCUUCGCUCAACGCAAGUAGCCACCAUCCACUGCUCCUCGCAAACUACACCACAGCAUGUGCUACAGAAACUCUCACAGAUGUGUAUGGUGAUCAGCAGCAACACAGGCAGGGUGUACCGUCCCAAGGACUGUGAAUGUCUCAUACUGUACCUACGCGAUCUCAACCUGCCCAAACCAGACAAGUGGGGUACCAGCCAGCUUAUUGCAUUCUUACAGCAAGUUGUGACCUACGAAGGUUUCUAUGAUGAUCAGUUGGAGUGGGUUGGCUUGGAGGGUGUGCAGCUAGUGGCCAGUAUGAACCCCGGUAGCAGUAUGGGACGGCAUUUGCUUACCACGCGAUUCACGUCUAUCGUUCGCAUUGCCUGCAUCAACUACCCAUCAUCUGAUCAGCUAGAAGUAGUGUAUAGUUCCUACCUAUCAGCGGUUAUAUCCCAGCAGUUACCCACACACAGUGUAUGGGGAGCUGCUCGAAGUAUGCUGGUCCUAGCCACAUCUAUGGUCGGCAUGUACACGAAACUCAAGUCACGCUUCACCGUGGACACCCACGCUCACUACAUCUUCACGCCGCGUGAUCUGACAUCAUGGACACUGGCAUUGCUACGCUAUGAUCUUUCACUAGACGAUGGCAAGGAACAUGUCCUGCAGGUCUGGGCUUACGAGGCAUGCCGUCAUUUCCGUGAUCGUCUGGUAGCUGAGCACCAGCAGGAGUUUGACACUAUGCUCAACUCAGUGCUCCAGUCAGACUGGGGUGUGGACUCGAAGAAGCUGCAGCUCAGCUGUGGAGAGUUGUUCUAUGUUAGCUGGGGAAGCACUGGCAAUCGCACCGACCAUGGAGCACAGCUUGGUCGCUUGUCAGAAAACGACCUAUCAGAAGUCAUCAAGAAAGGACUACUUAGCUACAGUCGUGAGAACCGCGAUGUAAACAUUCUCGUCUUCACGGAAGUGCUCGACUACAUCUGUCGUGUCAAUCGCAUCCUGACGGCGCCGAGUGGCUCACUUCUGCUUGCUGGCCGUUCGGGUGUGGGUCGUCAUACCGCCGUGGAGCUGGUGGCUCACAUGCAACGGAUCACCGUCAUCAGCCCAAAGAUAUCACGCAGUUAUCACCUGAAGCAGUUCCAUGCCGACUUGAAAGCUGCCAUGCAGAUUGCUGGUAUCGACGGAGAAGACGUGGUACUGUUGAUGGACGAUCAUCAUUUUGUGGAGCCAUCGUUCAUACAGCUUCUCAACAGCUUGCUGAGCGCCGGUGAAGUGCCGGGACUCUAUGCGGCUGAAGAGUUGGACCAUCUGCUUGGGCCACUGAGGGAGAAGGCUGCAGAUGAUGGAUUCAGAGGUCCACUACUGUCCUACUUUGCACAACGAGUCAAGACCAAGCUUCACAUUGUUCUCAUACUGGACAGCUCUGCAUCGGACUUUGUAGCUGUGUGUGAAGCCAACCCGGCAAUGUACACGCGCUGCGCAUACCAAGCAAUGGAAUGCUGGAGUGAUGAUAGCAUGCUACGUGUGCCUAAGAUGUUACUGGCACCAGGUGUUGCGGAAGUCACUGAAAAGACACUACCAGGUGGUAUGGAUCUUAUCAAUGGUUUCAAGAUGAUCCACGACUCCUGUACCUCCAUGAAGAACAGCACCAGCUCACGACAGUAUAUGUCGCUUAUGCACACGUAUCGUGACGUGUACACAAAGAAAAGAGAGGGUAUCCAGCAGAAGCAGUCACAUCUGCAGGCUGGUGUAUCUAAGCUGAAUGAGGCUGCAGAGCACGUGGCUGGACUGAAGGAGAAAGCAGGAGUGCAGAGUGCACUGCUAGCUGAGAAACAGGAGGAAGCUGAUCAAGCACUCAAAGCCAUCACGGCUGCAAUGGAGAAAGCUAGUGACCAGAAGCAAGAGAUGGAAGUCCUCAAAGGCCGCCAAAGUGAGGAGGCGAGUAAGCUGGAGAAACGAAAGAAGGCCAUUGAAGUUGAGCUGAGUGAAGUGGAACCACUAAUAAAGGAAGCAAAACGAGCUGUAGGCAACAUCAAGCCGGAAUCACUGACGGAGGUCAGGUCUCUGCGAGCGCCACCGGAGACAGUCAGAGAUAUCCUGGAAGGUGUACUGCGUCUGAUGGGUGUCUUCGACACAUCCUGGAACAGCAUGAAAAGUUUCCUCGGAAAGCGUGGUAUUCGUGACGAGAUCGCACAGUUUGACGCACGCAGCAUAUCUCCGGAAAUCCGCGACAAUGUCAGCGAGAUACUUUCCCGCUCUGCCAAAUCAUUUGAAACCAAGACUGCAAUGCGUGCAAGUCAAGCUGCUGGUCCUCUAGCUGCCUGGGUCAAGGCCAAUGUCCAGUACUCGAUUGUGUUGGAGAAGAUCGAACCGCUGGAAACAGAGCAAGCACACUUGCAGAAAAACUUGGACAAGUCACAGCGUCGUCUCGAGAAAGUCAGUGCAGCUUUGGAUCAAGUCGAUCAGACUGUUGCUGGCUUGAAACACAAAUUUGAGAAGAGGACAACUGAAGCCACUCGACUGAAGAUUGAAGUUGAUGCUGCGAAGGAAACCAUUGAUAGAGCGGAGAUGUUGCUAGGAAAGCUAGAAGGAGAGCAUGGACGUUGGUCAGAGCAGGUCAACCACCUCUCCUCCGAGCUGUCCAUGCUGCCCAAGUACACUCUACUGGCUUCCAGCUUCAUCGUGUAUCUGAGUGGAGCACCGGAGGAUGUACGGCAGAGAAAGCUUCAGGAAUGGUGUGACAAGCUGAACGUGUCGGGUGGUUUCGACUUCUGUCGUUUCCUGAGCACGGAGAGCGAGCAGCUCAAGUGGAAAGCGGAGGGUCUGCCAUCGGACGGCUUGAGCAUUGAGAAUGCUCUGGUGAUACUGCAGGGUCGGCAAGUUCCGUUCUUGGUGGAUCCAUCGCAGCAAGCGACGGAAUGGCUGAAAACGAACUUGAAGGAGAUGAGACUGGAAGUCGUCAAUCAACAGGAUUCCAACUUCACAACCUCCUUAGAACUGGCUGUGAGAUUUGGCAAGACACUCAUCAUUCAAGAGGUGGACUCCGUUGAACCCAUGUUGUAUCCACUACUGAGAAAGGAGUUCUCCACGCAAGGCCCUCGCUCUGUCAUUCUCAUUGGUGAGAAAUCAGUGGACUACAACGAGGAUUUCCGUCUGUUUCUGACCACCCGCAACCCUUCACCAGUAAUUUCAGCUGACUCUGGUUCAAUAGUGACAGAAGUCAACUUCACUACCACACGUGCUGGCCUUACAGGACAGCUCUUGGCUCUGACACUGCAAAGUGAAAAGCCGGAAUUGGAGGAGAAAAAGAGCAGCCUCCUUCAGGCUGAGGAAGAGAAGAAGGUUCAGCUAGCAGACCUGGAAGAAUCUCUCUUGCAGGAACUUGCGACUGCCGAGGGCAACAUCCUGGAGAAUCAUGCAUUGCUUGACUCCCUCAACAAGACCAAGGCGAAUAGCACGGUUAUCCAAGAGGCUCUCAAGGAGUCCAGCCGUAUACAGGUCUCACUGGAUCAGGAAAGAGAUGCAUUCCUGCCGCUUGCCAAGAUGGCUAGCACCCUGUUCUUUGUGAUCAGUGACUUGUACAAGCUGAACAACAUGUACCGAUUCAGCCUGGCCUCUUUUCUCCGGCUCUUUGAGCGUACUCUUAGCACGAAAUCGGAUGGAUCAGUGACUGAGGUCCGUAUCAAGACACUGUCCAAUACACUUCAGAUGCUAGUGUAUGAAUAUGUCUGCAGAUCACUGUUCAAGGCUGACCGACUCAUGUUUGCCCUCCACUUGGCACACGGUAUGCACCCAGAUCUUUUCCAGCCUAACGAAUGGGAGUUGUUCACUGGCUUGUUAGUGGCCGAUAUGUUCAGAAGGCAGGAAUCAAUGGCCCGUGUGCGUGAUGCUCUUCCCACUUGGCUAGACCCAGAGCGUACCAGUGCUGUCAAUCUACUCAAGAACAAGUUGCAGACUCUAUACCGUACACUGUCUCUGGAUAAGACUGACGUGUGGUCAACGUUUAUCCGAAGUUCACGCUGUGAAAUGGAGUUCCCGCCAUCUUUGUCGAAGAAGAUCAGCUUAUUCCAACAGGUGCUUGUCGUUCAAGCAUUGCGUCCUGACCGACUGCAAAGUGCAAUGUCGGAGUUUGCAGCCAAGGCGUUGGGUCUGAAGCAUCUAUCCGGUGGCAACUUCAGCUUAAAACGUGUGGUAACACAAGAGGCUGUGUCCUCAGAACCCAUCCUUCUGGUGGUAUCAGCAGGCUCAGAUCCGUCUCAGGACAUCCAGGAAUUGGCCGUAUCAUCUGUGGGCAGUGACCGCUUCCAUCAGGUUGCUAUGGGACAAGGCCAGGCAGAGAUAGCAUUGCGACUGCUUAGCGAGUGUGCUGCUAAUGGGGCCUGGCUUUGUUUGAAGAACUUGCAUUUGGUCACUGCCUGGCUGCCAACACUGGAGAAGGAACUCAACUCUCUUGAAACAGUCGAGGGCUUCAGGCUGUUCUUGACGGCCGAAGUCCAUCCUCGUUUCCCAGCCAUUCUUCUGCAGACUAGCUUGAAGCUUACAUAUGAGUCUCCUCCUGGUAUUCGCAAUAACUUGUUGCGCACCACCGAAGCAUGGAGUCCAGAGUUCCUAUCCAAUGGCAGUGUUACACGUGCGCAGUCACUGUUCGCUGUCGCCUGGCUGCAUGCUGUGGUGCAGGAGAGACGAACGUUCAUACCUCAGGGCUGGACAAAGUUCUAUGAGUUUUCCCAGUCUGAUCUCCGUGCUGCUACAGACAUCCUGGAGCGCCUCAUAGCCAGAGCAGAAGGUGGCCCCAUACCCUGGGAGUUCAUGCACGGCCUGAUGGAGAAUGCUAUAUACGGCGGUCGGAUUGACAAUCUGUUUGACAUUGACGUUCUGCGAUCCUACCUGAUGCAGUACUUCAACAAGUCUCUGUUCAACCAGGAUGCGGGCCGGCAGAGGACUCUGGUGCAAGACGUUAAUCUGCCAGCCAGUAACAAACUGAAGAAUUUCUCUGAGAUUAUCAAGAUGCUGCCUGACAUUGACAAACCAUCUUACUUUGGACUGCCGACGAACAUUGAACGGUCAGCGCAGAGAACGGUCAGCCAACAGGUGAUAGCUCAGCUCAAAGUGCUGAUGCGACCUGACGUAACCGGAGGACAGUUUGACAAGGAACGCUGGACUAAAGAACUCAAACCUGUGCUGGAUCUAUGGGACAAACUAAACCAGGGUCCCGACCUAAAGAAGCUGGAGAAGUCCAGUCCUGUGCAUGGCACCACUGAGAGUCCUGUCGGGGCUUUCCUAGUGCAGGAACGCCUGAACGCUGUGAAACUCAUGCACGUGGUGAAGGCUGAUCUGGCCUCACUGAGGCGGGUGCUUGACGGCACGUCAUUGCUGACGGCUGAAGUACAGAAGACGGCAGUGGCCAUGCUCAAUCAUGAGGUGCCACCAGUCUGGUCGACACUGUGGGAUGGUCCAGAAGACACCGUGCAGUACCUGAGAUCACUGGCCGGUCGACUGAUAGCACUGGAUACAUGGCUACAGCGUGUACACGCCAAUCAACUCUACAAAGGUGCUCAGCUUGACAUGUCGGAGAUAUUCAGACCGGAUACGUUCCUGAAUGCACUGCGUCAGCAAACUGCACGGCAACUGAAGUGCAGCAUGGAUGGCCUGAAGUUUGUGUGCUGGUGGAAGGGCAAUAACUACACACUCAGCCAUCAGCUCACCAUAUCUGUGGGUGAACUUUAUCUGGAAGGUUGCACGUUUGACGGAAAGCGUUUGCUGGAGAACGAGAGAAACUCACCAACAGUGGCAGCCAUACCUGCCUGCAAUAUGGCCUGGGUUCAAAAGAGUGCUGAAGACCCCUACCCAACCAAGGACUGCCUGGCGCUGCCCCUCUACUUUACCGCCGACCGACAGCGCCUGGUGACGCGGAUCAACGUGCCGUGUGUGGGAAAGCCGGAGAAGUGGGUGCAGUGCGGUGCGGCUCUGUUCCUCAAGCAGAUGUGAUGUCAGUGAUGUCACACAUCAUACUUUCAAUGCAAGUAUGACAUCACGGUGACAUCACACCGUAUAAGGCGAAUACAACUCUAUGACAUCACUAUGACAUCACUAUGACAUCACUAUACGAAUAUAUUUUAAUUGUGUACUGUCGACGUUAACGAUAUUUGCAUAUUUAUAGUUUGCUGGGUAUCAGCUUUGAAACAAAUCUACUAUGUCCUUUCACUUCAUGCAUUGUCAAUACUAAAUGUGAAAUGUCUAUUUCUGACUUCUUUCUGCUAAGCAAUGCACGUUUCAGAAAUCGUUCAUAUCUUCAUAACCAUGAUGCUUCGACCUGCAAUCCGCUCAGUGCAUUGGAAAUGUGUAUCCUUCAACUGUUUAACGUUAUGUCCGUAUUUCCUAAAUCUAUGGAUUUAUGCCGAUUUCAAUGUCUCUACUUGUAUUCUCUUUGCAUGUUGAUCUGCAAGGUCUUGACAAGAUGGCUGCCAUCAUGUUGACAAGUCAUGUGAUGAUU
Molecule: messenger RNA, 13652 nt
Organism: Sycon ciliatum
Lineage: Eukaryota; Metazoa; Porifera; Calcarea; Leucosolenida; Sycettidae
Product: cytoplasmic dynein 2 heavy chain 1-like
Exons: 81
Coding region: 122-13147 (4341 amino acids)
Biological process (GO): microtubule-based movement
Cellular component (GO): dynein complex
Molecular function (GO): ATP hydrolysis activity; ATP binding; dynein light intermediate chain binding
Source: RefSeq, a predicted model, not a curated record